Molecule: messenger RNA, 2151 nt
Organism: Metarhizium acridum CQMa 102
Lineage: Eukaryota; Fungi; Ascomycota; Sordariomycetes; Hypocreales; Clavicipitaceae
Source: RefSeq, a predicted model, not a curated record
AUGAAUGCGAACGUGAAUAAUCUGCACGUCAACGUCGACGAUGCGGAGGCCCCUCCCCCGCCAUACUCAGAAACAGACAUCUACUCCAACUCAGGCGGCCCUCGAUCCGCCGCAUCAUCCACCUCCCACACUGGCCUCACGCCUCUCGACGAUGCCUCGUCCACAGGAGAGACUGUCUACACGCCUCCCUUGACACCUCGCACAUCGUCAAAUACACACCUGGAGCCCCGGCAAUCUGCAGAGCAGCCCGGCGCCGCAUUAUACUUUGACUCACGACCGCCGCCCGCCAAUCCUCCCACAGAGACGCUCGUUCACACCGUCAGAGUGGAAAGUACCUCUCUUCCAGAUGACUUGCCGUAUCAGGACGACUGGGCUGCGAGGGAUGUCACGCCGCAGGACUGGGCGACCUUUGUGAACUUCCUGCUGCCUGAUCACACGACCAGGGGCAAUGAAGCGGUGAUUGAAAGGAAGCUGAGGAGUGAAGAGAAGACUGAUGCUGCCUUGACGAGCGGGAGGUCUCAGGCUGAAGCGCAAUUGGAGCAGACGCGGGACAACGGGGCCGCCACGACGAGGAGCAGGUCGGAGAUUGAGGCGACUGUCCAGCAGUGGAACGAUGGCUUCUUUGGGCCAAGGGGGAUGAGUGUGAGGCUUGAACCAGAGGCAAGAAUGCCAGGUUCUUGGGCGGCGGAACUCGAGGCUCCUGAGCAACGGAGAGAGAACAAUUCUUCUAUAUUCGGCAAGCUUUCCAUUGGUAGUGACGGAAUCCGAUAUGGCGACACUGUGGUCCUGGACGGCAAUGGCAUCAAGAUCAACGGUCUCAUUGUGAAUCAUGACGGCAUCUCCAUGGGCAGGAAUAGCCAGCCUUUGGGAACAGCAACGCCGCAGCAACGAAGCCUUGCCGGGCCAAGCGGGCCGACAAGCCCAGCAGGCCCAACAGGCCCGUCGUGGACAUUCGGCGGCCGCUCAGGAUGGGACCACCAUCGUCACAAUUUCCGUGAUUUCCGCCACGGUGGCCAUGACUGGCAUCAUGACAGGCACCAUGACAGACACCACGGACGUCACCAUUGGGAUGAACGUCGCGAAGGCCAACACUCCGAGGACCGCGGCAGAAGGUGGUAUCCAGACCGCAAAGACGGACACGACCGAUCCCGCUCCAUCUCGUCAGAUUCCUCCGAUUCCUCCAGCAGCUCUGAGUCGUCGAUUGGCUCCCUCCCCGACUACGACGACGUCAAGGACCACCAGCUUCCACUAUACGCCGAACGGCUCCGGGACUGGACAUCCCACCCCGGCCAAGUACGCACCAAGAGCGACGUUCGAGCCCUCAAAGCAGAAUUGAAAGCCGUCCCAAAGGGACCUGCAGAUCCGAACUUCAACCGCAAGGCUCUCAAGGGGCAAAUCAAGGGUCUCCACGCGAGCUGGAAGUCCAUCAAGAGGGCCCAGAGACAAACUCGAAAGGCUUACCGACGAGAGCGACGGAUGCAGCGCAGAGCGGAGAAAAGGGAGUAUCGAAACCAGAGACGAGAGAUGAGACGGGCUCACAAGGAUUAUAGAAGACAUGGAGGACCGUUUCAUGUGCAGCCGCCGCCAAUACCUCCUGUUCCCCAAGCACCACCCGCACCACCCGCACCGCCAGGCCCUACCGCGGGUCCCAACCCCCCUCCGUGGACCCAGAAUUGGCCACGAGGCUGUACCGGUCCAUCCCAGAGAAGUUCCUUCUUCUUCGGUCCCGACGGACCUCUCGGCGAGCGAGGGCCAUUCGGCCACCGCGGUGCCUUUGGAGGGCCGAGAGGAGGGCCUUUUGGCCGCGGAGGAUGGGGCAGUUGGGCCAGAGGCUGCGGCGCCAACAUGGCUGCAGGAGGACCAUGGGGUCCGGCAGUUGGUGGAAACCUGCGCGAGGCGCCCGGUGCGUGGCCCGAAGAAGACCACGAGUCUGGCGUCUCGUCACACAUUCCUCCCCCCGGGGCCGGGGCCGCGGCGAAGUACAAGGCCGCGGAGCAAAUCGAGGCCGAGAUUGCCAAGUUGGCCACCAAGGCGGCGGGUGCGAAAGAGGGCAGGGCCGCAAUGGAAAAGGAAAUCGAGGCCCUGACCGACAAGUUGGAGGCGGUGAGGAUGGAGGCGGACGAGGCUUAUGCGCGGGAGUUGGCUGAGUAG